Fukomys damarensis (Damara mole-rat) is the source of this 6516-nucleotide messenger RNA. RefSeq names its product GRAM domain containing 1B (gene Gramd1b). The transcript has 17 exons. Gene Ontology annotation, molecular function: sterol transfer activity; sterol binding. The record is from RefSeq and is a predicted model, not a curated record. Gene Ontology annotation, biological process: intracellular sterol transport. Bases 567 to 2735 code for a protein of 722 amino acids. Gene Ontology annotation, cellular component: endoplasmic reticulum-plasma membrane contact site; plasma membrane; endoplasmic reticulum membrane. Lineage: Eukaryota; Metazoa; Chordata; Mammalia; Rodentia; Bathyergidae.
GACUGAGGAGCUGGGACUCCAAGUGCCUCUUUGGAGCUUCCCCUAACUAUGAGUCACUCUGUUGCUGUGAGUAGCCAGUGGGGAUAGACCUCGACCCAGCGUGGGCCCUUUUCUUCUUGUGAAGUUUGCCUGUGCACUUGGAGCCUGCUCUGCAGAGCCCUCCACUGGUGCCGUGUGCCUGCUGUGUCUGCGUGUUCGGAUCUCGCCUGGACUCUUGGGGUGAUCACCUGCACUGACUGGGAGGAGAUGCUUGACCACACCCCUCCGCUGCAUUCAGCCUGAAGACCAGCCAAGGACAAAGCAGAUCCCAGCUGUGGGAGACGGGCUGGCAAACAUCUCCCGAGAAGAGAGCUAUUCUGGUGAUACCUUCUCAUUUGUGAAGCUCUUGGCUGAGAACACAGCUGUGGGAGAAGGAAGGACAUCAGCCAGGGUCACACACAGACCCUCGUAGAAGCAAGAGGUCACCUCUCUACUUUUGGUCCAAGCUGAGCCACUUGUUUUCGUCGCGUGGGGAUCAUCAGAGUACAAGGAGCUGUGCUCCAUUGGGAAAGGCAGUGUGGGGAGCAAUGGAAUCUUUGAUGGACUCUGGGGUUCUCUGGAGCCUCGUGCUGGAGCAGGAAAGCCAGUCACUGUGGUGGUACUUGAAGAGAGUUAUUGAUGAACCUGCAGGUGCUGUACACUGCUGCUGGCAUGGAUCUGAGGAAAUCCCAGCUGUGUUAAGCCCCACUUAUAAGCAGAGAAAUGAAGACUUCAGAAAGCUCUUUAAGCAACUUCCAGACACGGAGCGCCUCAUUGUUGAUUACUCAUGUGCACUCCAAAGAGACAUUCUUCUUCAGGGCCGACUCUACCUCUCGGAAAACUGGAUUUGCUUCUACAGCAACAUUUUCCGCUGGGAAACUCUGCUGACAGUCCGUUUGAAAGACAUCUGCUCCAUGACUAAAGAAAAAACAGCUCGCCUCAUUCCCAACGCCAUCCAAGUUUGCACUGAUUCAGAAAAGCACUUUUUCACUUCGUUUGGGGCCCGAGAUAGGACAUACAUGAUGAUGUUCCGGCUCUGGCAGAAUGCUCUCCUUGAAAAGCCUCUGUGCCCCAAGGAACUCUGGCACUUCGUCCACCAGUGUUACGGGAAUGAACUGGGCCUGACCAGUGAUGACGAGGACUAUGUUCCCCCAGAUGAUGACUUCAAUACGAUGGGCUACUGCGAGGAGAUUCCUGUAGAAGAGAAUGAAGUGAAUGACAGCUCAUCUAAAAGCAGCAUAGAGACCAAGCCAGAUGCCAGCCCACAGCUGCCCAAGAAAUCCAUCACCAACAGCACUCUGACCUCCACAGGGAGCAGUGAAGCCCCUGUCUCGUUUGACGGCCUGCCUCUGGAGGAAGAGGUGCUGGAGGGCGAUGGGUCUCUGGAGAAGGAGCUUGCCAUUGACAACAUCAUUGGGGACAAGAUUGAGAUCAUCCCACCCGUGAACUCCCCUUCCUUGGACUUUAAUGACAAUGAGGACAUUCCCACUGAGCUCAGUGACUCUUCGGACACCCACGACGAAGGGGAAGUGCAGGCCUUCUAUGAGGACCUGAGUGGCCGGCAGUAUGUGAAUGAAGUCUUCAACUUCAGUGUGGACAAACUCUAUGACCUGCUCUUCACCACAUCGCCCUUCCUGCGGGACUUCAUGGAGCAGCGGCGCUUCUCUGAUAUUAUCUUCCAUCCAUGGAAGAAGGAAGAGAAUGGGAACCAGAGCCGAGUGAUUCUGUACACUAUGACCCUUACCAACCCUUUGGCUCCCAAAACUGCCACCGUCAGGGAGACACAGACCAUGUACAAGGCGAGCCAGGAGAGUGAAUGCUACGUGAUAGACGCGGAAGUUCUCACGCAUGAUGUGCCCUACCAUGACUACUUCUACACAGUCAAUCGCUACACACUCACCCGUGUGGCCCGCAACAAGAGUCGACUCAGGGUCUCCACAGAGCUGCGCUAUCGAAAACAGCCCUGGGGAUUAGUGAAAACCUUCAUUGAGAAGAACUUCUGGAGUGGGCUGGAGGACUACUUUCGACACUUAGAGAGUGAGCUCACCAAAACGGAGAGCACCUACCUGGCUGAGAUGCACAGGCAGUCUCCCAAGGAGAAGGCCGGCAAGCCCCCAACGGUGCGGAGGAGGAAGCGUCCCCAUGCCCACCUGAGGGUGCCUCACCUAGAAGAGGUGAUGAGCCCAGUCACCACCCCGACUGAUGAAGAUGUGGGCCACCGGAUCAAGCAUGUGGCAGGUUCCACGCAGACAAGGCACAUCCCUGAGGACACGCCCAAUGGCUUCCACCUGCAGAGUGUGUCCAAGCUGCUGCUGGUUAUCAGCUGUGUUCUGGUGCUGCUGGUCAUCCUUAACAUGAUGCUCUUCUAUAAACUCUGGAUGUUAGAAUACACUACCCAGACCCUCACUGCCUGGCAGGGUCUGAGGCUCCAAGAAAGGGGUCUGGGAGCACAGGACAGUCUGCUGAGCAUAACUCCAGCUGCUGGGGUGCCCCUUCUUCUGCCCCACAGGUUACCCCAAUCUCAGACAGAAUGGGCCCAGCUCUUAGAGUCCCAACAAAAGUACCACGAUACUGAGCUCCAAAAGUGGAGGGAGAUCAUCAAAUCCUCAGUGAUGCUCCUUGACCAGAUGAAAGACUCGCUCAUCAAUCUUCAGAAUGGCAUCAGGUCCCGUGACUACACAUCAGAAAAUGACGAGAAGAGGAACCGCUAUCACUGACAAGGCAGGAACAGAGGUGGCUGCAGGAGGCCUGUGCAAUACAUGUACAUAGACCCUAUAAAUAUAUAUAUACAGAAUAUAAAUAUAUAUUAUAUACAGAUUUUAAAAAGAGAUAAUGCCUACAUACCAGGGAGAAGGAGCGGGACCUCCCGCCCCUGUGCUGGCCGGAGCAGCGUUUCCCCUCAGUGGAGGGGGCCGAGGAGGGCAGGGAGCAUCUCUCAGCACCGACAUCCCCUGAUCCUCCUCCUACUACCCUCUGCUCCUCACCCCUUCCCUUGCUGGCCAUUCUUGGCUUCCAGAAGGGAAAUGUUGCUGAGCCAAAGCUAUGCCUGGGAAGACCCUCAGGUCUUGAAAGAAGUCUCAAGGGGGCAUUGCUUAAGGUGCUUCAUUCCCUAAUCCCCUUUCAGUUUGUUUCCAAAAUAGAAGAGAAUAUGUUCUUCCCUACCCUGCACUUCCCCAAGCCUUCUCUGGGACACGGAAGCAUCGUGGGCAGGAGCCUGAUCUCAGCUUCCCCCCAGAAGGGCAAUGAUUCAGACCGUGCCGAGAGCCAGGAGGGGAGGGCUGGGAGAAGCUGGCGAGGGGGCUUCGAUGAGCUUGGACUUUGGAACUGCAGGCUCCUGAGCACUUGUGUUCUGGAAGGUUUCUCCUCAGUCACCCCUGCACCUUUCUCUCACCUGGGUAGGACAUGGACCCAAAAAGGGCUGGGAAUUUCUAACUUGCCCACUCGCUUUCUCUCUGGUCUUCGCCCAGGCUGGAUCUGGGCGAAGUGUCACUUUUUAGUGCCUAAAGUCCUAUUGUUUCUCUGUGCCCUAAGAGCACAUUGUUUAUUAGACAGGGUGGAGCAUUUUUGACCUUGUUAAACCCCUUUUCGUGGUUAUGAACAAGUCAGAUCUGUGGCUCUAAUUCCUUCAGUUUAAGCUAUUAGUUUGAUUUCCAGGAUGAAUCAGGGUGUCUUAGGCCCUCCAGGGUUUGAGAGAGCGAGAGAGAGGUCUCUGGCCAGUGUGCAGUCUCUGCCUCAGAACCAGCUUCAGUCAGUGGAGACAACUGAGACACUUUGCAUGUGGAAAAACAUCUGAGCCAGUGGAGAGGAGGAUUUGGUAUAGAUGCGGGUGUUUGGGCAGAGAAUGACCAGAUGGAAUCUCUGCCCCAGAUUGGCCAUUCCAAUGUCUCAAGUUAGGGUAUACCCUUCUCAGGCCUCAGGGAGGUAUGAGGUUACUAAGGAAUAGAAAGAAGGUGCUGGGUAGACAUGGGAACCAGCCUUGGCCUUCUCGAAGUUGGCCUACUGGGACCCACGCUUUCAUCAGAUCUUACGGGGCCCUUCCGGGCAUGUUCGCUUACACUGCCCGUUCUCCACAUGCUGACCCAAGGAGGCCUGCAAGCCCCAGGCAGAGGUCAGGUGAUCUGUAGUUAAUGAAGGCAAGGAGAGUUUGCUGAGCCUGCUCUUUCUCCUAGGUUCUUGAUGUAAGCAGUAGAAGAGAACCCCAGGGUGUCCCAGAACAGCGGCACAAAGGAUGGAAGAUUUUUAUCAGUGAUCUGCCCCAGUGAUGAGAGAUUUUACAUUCUUUCCUUAGGAUGACCUUAACAUCCCAUUUUAGAAGUUAAAGAAAAGCUUUUGAAUCUAUCCAAGAAUAGACCUUGGUAUUUCCCCAGAAAACAAAAGGACAUCAUCUCUAAGACAGAACGAUGAGAAGUUUGUCAUUCAUCAGUCAUGUAGCACUGAUAUUCCUCCCCAAGAGGCAGAGGUGAGGCAUGGCCCAGGAUAAUGCUUGGCUCCUGGUGAGAAGCACCUUGCCUUCCAAGAUCUAUUGAUGCCACAUUUGCUCUCAGACCAGCAGUCACCUCUCAGUUCUUGUCCAGGGCUUUGAGGGAGAGACACUGGUGAGGCUCAAUGAGUCAAGGAAGGAAGCAUGGUACAGACUGCUAAACGUUUCCCCCUUGGAGUAGCUCAAAGCCAAAAGAACUCCCCGAAACUUUUGAGAGCAGAAAUUGUAAAUUCUCAAAUCUAUCCCAUACAUAAUUAUUUACUCAAGUUUCUUAAUUAUGAAAGGUAUCAUGGACCCUUUCGGAAGACGUAGAAGUGGUUGGUUGCGGGGUAUAAAGUGAUAGAAGUAGCCUUGGGCCAUGAGAGGUACACAGUGUCGCUCCCCUCUCAGGACCACUCGGUGGAGCAGUAGAGAAAGAGAGGGGUACUUGUCCAAGACGCCCUCCUAUUCCCUGCUGAUUUGGACCCACAAGACAUGUGUCACGGAUCUCUUGUGAGCUCUCUCUGUUCUAAUAGUUGUUUUGGCUUUUAAGCCAGCAUACCAACUCUAUUCAUUCCCAAGCAAAGCAUGAUUCCCCUUAAUGACUUGUGAAAGACAAAAAAGCUCACCUUUCGGACAAGUCUGAGAGUGAGACAAACACGUGGCAUUGUGACCCCCGGCUAGUAGCCUGGUGUGUAGCUGUCUGCAAGAAAGCAUCAAAGCCACUGCUUCUUGUGUUACUUCUCCAUGCCAGUGUGUUUUGCUUCUGUUGACACGGGAACACUGGGAUCACAUGGAUGUUUAUCUGUGAGUAUUCAUAUUAUAACACACAUGAGACUUUGCACUUAAUUGUAAGGAAGUCACAAUUUCUAACCAGGGGAAGCACAAUUAUAGUGUGUACCCUCCCCUCCAGCUUACAGUGGAGGAAAUGGCCAGAUUGGCCUCAGAAAAGCCAGUCAUGUCUGCAACUCUCUCCCUACCCUGUCUACCUCCUCAGGACCAGGGGCCAACAUCCCAGGCCAGCAAGAUCAUUGACUCAGAAAGAACACUGAACCAAAAGGUUCAGGAGACUAAGCCCAAGUUAUUCCCCAUUGCAGAGCCUCAGUACAUGCCUCUAACUGGAGGAGACUGAGAUAGACUAUCUCUAGGGCAGGCUGUAGCUUUGACUUUGACUUUAGAUUAGACCAGAGCCUGCAAGACUGGGCUUGCUCAGAACUGGAAGGUUCCCUGCCAGGAUGGAAUAGUCUGCCAGGCUAGAGCUUCUCUGGUGCAUAGAAGACAGUAAGGCAGUGUGUGGGUUCUCAAGAAACCUAAGGCAGUUAGACUUUAUUCUCAGAGUUGAGGAAGGAUAGAAAGGCCCAGUGGUAGAGAGAAUAUUGCUCAGUAUUAACCUGGGAGUGUUUCUUCCUUCUUUGGCCUGGUUUUUGUUUGGGAAGGCAACUUCCUCUAAGCUAGAAGGAAGAGAAUGAUGGCAAGAAGAGCCACAUCGUGGACUGAGCCUAUCUUCCAUCUCUAGGCACUGUGAAGCCUUUCAUCUGUCCAUCCUUGUUCCUCCUUGACAGAGGACACAGUGGAGAGAAGCCAUUUAUGGUUCUAGCAUGUCUUUUGGCUCAACCAACACCCUGCUGGGGUUUAGAUAAAGUCCUUGGGUUGCCUAAGGGCACUGGCACUAAGAACCUAGAGUUACAAGGAAUAGGAAGAUCGAGGCCUUAUGAGGAAUGCUUUGCUUGAAGUGGAUUCUCUCCAUGUCCUGUCCGUGUCCCCACACUUAGACUGUACCUACGGUAUUACAGGCAGCAUCUCUAAGAUAAGAUCUUGGAGAAAUGACUAGGGAUGGAAUCUUUCUGGACUGUUUGUGGUCCCAGAAAGGUCCUUUCUGUGCCAUAUGAUACCACUUCUCUAGCUCUGCAGUGUAGCCAAAGCCAGCCCAUUCCUGCUAGGGCCCCCAGGAGAAAUAGCAUUCUUCUCCUCCUCCAUGACAGGGCUAUGGUCUCCUUCUCGGAACUCCUGGGCCCCACCUCUGCACUCCAGUAAGAAUU